AUGCCUUGUAGUGCUCACACAUUAAAUUUGACUGUGAAUGAUUCUCUCAAAGCAAUUGAAGGUAUUCAAGAUAUAUUGGCUAAGUGCAGAUCCAUUGCCUCUAGAUUCAAAAAAAGCACAGUGGCAAUGUAUGUUUUAAAAGAGGAGCAAGCUAAUAGAAAUGAGCCUCCCUUAAAAAUAAUUCAAGAUGUCUCAAAUCGUUGGAACAGCACAUACUUAAUGUUAGAGAUACUACUAAAAAUUAAAGAUUCCUUGUUGGUUGCUAUCACAAAACUCGAUGAUCCUCCUACAUUUAUAACCCAAGAAGAAAACAAGAUAAUAAUGGAUUUGUAUGAGACUUUAGAACCAUUCUAUGAUGCAACAGAACAGUUGUCUGGAGAUCAAUAUGUUUCAUCGAGUUUAAUAAUCUCUAUUAUUACAGAGGCAGUAGAACCAAGUGAACCAACAUCAUCUAUAUCUCCAAAUGAACCUGCAUCUAAUGAAAAUUAUUUGAAUGAUAAUACAGAAAAAUUAAAGUCAAGCCCAGCUGUUGCCAAGAAAAAAGCUUUUUAA
Molecule: messenger RNA, 552 nt
Organism: Brassicogethes aeneus
Lineage: Eukaryota; Metazoa; Arthropoda; Insecta; Coleoptera; Nitidulidae
Source: the annotation of a GenBank genome assembly